This is a messenger RNA of Eruca vesicaria subsp. sativa (arugula), 1015 nucleotides long. The record is from the annotation of a GenBank genome assembly. Lineage: Eukaryota; Viridiplantae; Streptophyta; Magnoliopsida; Brassicales; Brassicaceae.
CGAAUGUUCGUUUUACAUUGGAUGUGCGACAAAAUGCGAGGCAUUGUGCGCCUGACAGCUACGGCCUCCAGCUUUUUCUUUGCCCAAAAAUUCCCACGCGCUCUAACCCAUACGAUGCGUGGACCAAUUCCUUAAUAGAAAUCCCGAAAUUGCCCUUAAAUUCUUUACCCUUCCUUAAUUAAAUGAGUAUUGCUUCGUUUUUGUUUUCUACCUUAAAAUCAUUUCAAAUCUUUCUUCUUUAGUUGAUUCUUCCUCCUUUCUCCUCUGCCUUUGAAACAUUCUGGUGAGUUCGAUCGAAGAAUACAAAGGAGAAAUGGCGACAUUUGAUAUGGCGACGGUGACGAAAUAUCUGGAGGGAUCGAUGCAAAAUUGUUCAUUGAGUAACCAGACAAGGAGUUUCGAAGAUGGUCUCCCGAUCUCAGAUAGAACGUUAGAGAUAAAUUCUCACAUCUCUGUUCCUUGUCAUUUGCAACGGUGUCUUGAUCUCAAGACAGGAGAGGUUUACUACAUAAACCGGAACACCGGAAUGAGACUGACGAAAGACAACAACAACAACAAUGCAUAUGAUGAUUUCAGUGGAGAAUCUGACGUAACUGUGGUUUCAGAAGAAGAUACCUCGUAUUAUGAAAGUGAAGAAUCUUCAUCAGAGUCAUCGUUAGAGAAUCACAAAGAAGAGAAUGAAGUUCUUGUGGUAGCUGGCUGCAAAGCUUGUUAUAUGUAUUACAUGGUACCCAAACUCUUGAAAGAUUGCCCUAAAUGUGCAGCUCAGCUUCUCCACUUUGAUCGACACCACUCUGCUUCUCCUUAAACGUCUUUUUUAUCUUUUUUUUUUCAUUCUUCACAUAGAUUUGUAAGUUUCCCAUUUUAUUUAUUCCUCUCUUUUUCAUCUCUUUAAUCGUAUAUGUAUGAACUAUUUGUCGUGUUGUACUUGUAUCUCGAUCGCAUUAACACGAGAUUUGAUGGCAAUGUUUCAAACACUAGAUAACAACAACAAACAAUACGAAUCAGGCUUAGA